UGAGAAUCCCGGUCCCGGCUUUCUCGAUUUGCACUGAAUCAUACGGAGUGCUGGCGAGUAAGAUAUAUAGCUAUGGAUAAUACCCAAGGGGAUGUAGCGUUUUAUUGCUAUUUAGCGUGCACCGCGACUUCUGUGCGGAACAAGAAAGACAGGGAGAGGGAAGAUCUGGUGCAAGAGAAGCUAUGACGCCAAAACACUCCGGUUCACAAGACGGGAACUUUGAUAUAGAACCGGAUAGUACAGUGGCUUCAGAAGUGAGGGUACAGACAGAGAGCAAGCUGCCAGAUCACAAACUCGAGAACGUGCCCGUUCCAAUUGAUCAGGAGAACCUUCAAAAUCAAGAGCAAGCACUAGAAGCGAAAGAGCCGGAGACAUCUGAUGACGAUCCAAAUGAUCGAAAUAUUGUAUCAUGGGAUUCCCCUUCGGACCCAGCCAACCCAAAGAAUUGGUCGUUCCGUCGCAAAUGGGCAGCAGUAUAUGUCGUCUCUUGCUUUACAUUCAUAUCUCCGUGUUCUUCAUCAAUGGUAUCGCCUGGAAUAGAGACUAUCAGUCGAGAUCUUCACAUUACGCGCACGGCUGAAGGGCAAAUGACCAUGUCGGCGUUUGUUCUGGCGUAUGCUUUUGGUCCGCUUUUUCUAGGUCCAUUGUCAGAGAUCUAUGGUCGGGUCCCAGUGCUUCAGCUAGCGAAUCUGGUGUAUCUUGUGUUCAACCUCGCAGGUGGAGCUAGUCGAACAAAGGGUCAGCUUAUUGCAUUUCGGUUCCUCUCUGGACUGGGAGGGAGUGCCCCUUUGAGUGUCUCUGGUGGAGUCAUUUCCGAUCUGUUUACCGCAGAUCAGCGUGGACGCGCUGUCAGUUUAUACGCGCUGAUGCCACUUCUGGCGCCAGCCGUGGGGCCGAUCGCCGGUGGGUUUAUAACGGAAUACAGUAGUUGGCGAUGGGCAUUCUAUGCAACUAGUAUUGCAGACGCCGUGGUGCAAGUUAUCGGAUUGUUCUUUCUACAGGAAACCUAUGCACCGGUUUUGCUCGCGCGAAAAAAGAAGCAGCUCCAGAAAACCACGGGAAACGAAAACCUCCUCACCGAGUACGAAGCCAAGGAUCCAUCAUCCCGGUCGCUCCUCAGCCUCUGGAGAACUUCCCUCUCGCGGCCGUUCAUUAUGUUAGCAACGCAGCCUAUUAUCCAGCUUCUCACGCUAUAUAGAGCAUAUCAGUACGGUCUAACGUACCUGAUGCUGUCGACGAUGCCGGUGAUGUACGCAAGAGUCUACCAUCAGUCAGAAGGGAUUACCGGACUUCAGUUCAUAUCCGUUGCAAUCGGGCUUUGCUUCGGUGUCAUGUCUCUGCCGCUGCUGGAUAAAUUGUAUAAAAGAAACGGCAAAGGAUAUCGCGUCCCGCUCAUGAUUCCCUGCUCGCUGAUUAUUCCGAUUGGUCUGUUGUGGUAUGGAUGGUCCGCAUCCGCUUCGCCGCCGUUGCACUGGAUCAUGCCAGACAUUGGGAUUGCCAUUAUGUCUAUGGGAAUCGCCGUGAGCAAUCAGUGUCUCCAAGCGUACUUGAUUGAUUCGUAUCAGCGAUAUGCAGCAUCUGCCUCCGGAUCCGUUGUAUUCCUGCGGUCGUUGGCAGGGUUUGCCUUUCCGCUUUUUGCUCCACGUAUGUUUGAUACGUUGGGAUAUGGUAAAGGAUGCACUGUGCUGGCGUGUGCGUCGAUAGCAAUUGGAAUCCCGGCACCAAUCUUGUUAUGGUUUUGGGGAGCGAAGAUAAGGGCGAGAAGUAAGUUUGCUGCUGGUUAG
Molecule: messenger RNA, 1784 nt
Organism: Xylona heveae TC161
Lineage: Eukaryota; Fungi; Ascomycota; Xylonomycetes; Xylonales; Xylonaceae
Product: MFS multidrug transporter
Exons: 5
Coding region: 183-1784 (533 amino acids)
Biological process (GO): transmembrane transport
Molecular function (GO): transmembrane transporter activity
Source: RefSeq, a predicted model, not a curated record